UCUAAGGCAGACUCAUUAGUCGCUCAACAUCCAACCGUGUCUCAAUUUUCGGUCACAUUUCAUCACUCGUGCAAUUCACUCCCUCUGUUCUAUUUUUUCUCCGUCUUUUCCACACUAGAUGAUCAAUACUGUCUCACUAUAGCCUCUUUUAUCUUUCCUUUAAUUUUGCAUUUCCGAUCCAAAAAAGUGAUCUCGAUGAAACAAAAUUUAACACAAUCUUUUCUGACUUUUGAACAAAAAACGCGUGUAAACAUUUAUAUAAAUUCCUAAUCUUGAAGAUCGAAUCCGGUCGAAAAAUUAUUUUUGGUUUUCGGUAUUUCGAUACGCAGCCAUCGCGUCCGAAGUCGCACUCUACCAGAUCAUUAUUUUGGAAUUGUCGAGCAGUCAUUAGAUAGAUCGUUCGCUCUUUAUCUUUGUAAAUCAAAACGAUUGUAGUUUCGAUCGGAGCGCGCGAUACGUGGUGUAGAGAGAAAAGUUUUAAGAUGUUCUAAGUGAGAAACGACUGAAACGACUGAGUCCGAUCUGAACGGGAAGGUCGUGUAGGCGUUCGAAGUUAGCUGAGGUCGUCGACACAUCGACGGCAAGUACAAGGAGGAGGAGGAAGAAGACGACGACGACGACGACGACGACGACGACGACGACGACGACAACGACAACGACGACAACGACAACGACGACAACGAAGCAAGUGACGAUACGCUACAAUAGCAUUUCGGCUAAUGGUUGAACCGUCGAUCCGUCAUUUGACACUCAAGUUUCCAAUGCUGCAGCCACCAUCCCCUCUCUUGGAGAUGGCGUCCUUGCGUCUACCAGACUCUGAGGAGUUCGACGUUGACACCCGUCGCAGGAGCAACAACGGCAACAUGCCGGUCACGACAGUUGCGAAUGUGCUGCCCGGUACCGGUACUUUGCUACAAAUGAGAAACGACUUUGGCGGUUAUCUUAACAAUCUAAUUACGGAAGCGAUUGCAACACCAAGUUCAUGUACUACCAUGGGAGAUCAGGUCCAUGAACUGUUCAACGCCAGCAAGACGAAUCUGUCAGCAAUUGCCGAACCAGUGCCUGAUCGGUUAUAUCGGCAUAGCAUGGCCAUGUCAGCGGUUUAUUGUGUCGCCUACGUGGUGGUCUUUGUUGUAGGUUUGAUCGGCAAUAGUUUUGUUAUUGCCGUGGUAUACCGGUCACCCCGCAUGCGGACCGUCACUAAUUUCUUUAUUGUCAAUCUUGCUGUGGCCGAUGUGCUUGUUAUCGUUUUCUGCCUGCCAGCGACUUUGAUGAGCAACAUAUUUGUUCGAUUAUUGUAAAGCACCGUGUCGAGUCUAAGCUUGAUGCGACAACCAAAGGAUUGAGACAUUUCACAAAUGUUAUCGAAGCGCAGCGUUUUAGUAAGAAGUGAUACAUAAAUACGAGAUAUGUAAGUGUAUCGAGAACUGCUGCUUGGUUGUAUACAUACAUGUGCAUGUGUCAGCAUAGAAACACCUGAGAAGUAACUCCACUCUCAAUAUACAGAGCUCUCUUUUUCUCCUUCUAUCUAAACAAGAAAGAUCUCGAUGGUUCUUAACGCGCCGAUUUUUGAUUCACUUUU
This is a messenger RNA of Pseudomyrmex gracilis, 1582 nucleotides long. RefSeq names its product neuropeptide FF receptor 2-like. The transcript has 2 exons. Gene Ontology annotation, molecular function: peptide binding; G protein-coupled receptor activity. Gene Ontology annotation, biological process: G protein-coupled receptor signaling pathway. Gene Ontology annotation, cellular component: membrane. NCBI's taxonomy places the organism in Eukaryota, Metazoa, Arthropoda, Insecta, Hymenoptera, Formicidae. The record is from RefSeq and is a predicted model, not a curated record. The coding region runs from base 720 to 1301 and encodes 193 amino acids.